Triplophysa dalaica is the source of this 6827-nucleotide messenger RNA. It is a transcript of the gene xpo1b, whose product is annotated as exportin 1 (CRM1 homolog, yeast) b. The coding region runs from base 2271 to 5486 and encodes 1071 amino acids. The record is from RefSeq and is a predicted model, not a curated record. Gene Ontology annotation, biological process: ribosomal small subunit export from nucleus; ribosomal large subunit export from nucleus; protein export from nucleus. Gene Ontology annotation, cellular component: nucleus; cytoplasm. Lineage: Eukaryota; Metazoa; Chordata; Actinopteri; Cypriniformes; Nemacheilidae. The transcript is spliced from 25 exons. Gene Ontology annotation, molecular function: nuclear export signal receptor activity; small GTPase binding.
GAAUCAUUGCUGUUACACAAAAUUAAAUAAUAGACUGAGGAACAUUUGACAUUUCUUAUUUCAUUGACAUUAGUCCAUUGCCUGAUCUUUAAAGCUGUUACAAUCUUUGUUUAAUUUACAACUAUGCUAACAUAGUCUCAUGUCUCAAUGUUGCCCUUAAAGUAAACAUUGUAAAAAAAAUAUAUUUUAGAACAAAUGGUAGGGAUCCACUUUUACUGGGUUAAAAUGGUUUGGUUGUGACUUAUCACAUUUAAAAGAUGUACAACACACUGAGCUACAAAAAAAACAAAUAGUUGAUAACUUAUUUGCUUAAAACCUGAACUUGAAGACAACCCCACAUUGCAAAUGUAAAUAAGAAUGCAAUGUUAAUCAAAAAACAGCUCUCUCCCUUGAACAUGAAGCUUCACGGGUUCAGAUAAUUUAGACUACGAUUCCUGGAAAGCAUAAUGACCUGUUUUCCAGACAUUUAGGCUGUGGCACUUUACUCACAGCAGGUAAACAGGAAUUACAACUACUUUAUUUAAACCAGCUCACAUUUAUCUGUUUCCAAAGUUUAUGGCACCCUGUGACCUGAAUGUAAUAAAACAUAAAAACAAAACAAACAUUGAAUAUAGAUCUGAACAACACACAACAGCUGAUAAUCAAACUAUGCCAAAUAAUAUAGACAAAAACGACAUCUAGUGUGGCAAAGCUGGUGUCACUGAACACCAGCUGCCAUUGGAUUACAUGUUCACCUUCACUGGACGUAAAAUUAGUUUGUGUCGGUAAAGGCUGAGCAUAUCAUUUACCAAAUAACUGUUUCUCAACUGCUGUAAUACUAGUUAUUUAAAUAACUAUUGUCAAAGACAUGCAGCAUGCACCAGGUGCCAAUGCUAGACCCUCACCCUACAUAAGAUUUUCAACAUGCAAAACUAACAUUUAUUUUUGAACUUAUGCAAGUACUUUUCAAACACACAAACUGCAAUAAUGUGUAUUUUCUUCUCUCAUUCUUUGUUAAGUACAUGCACUACAGUACAUAAGGCACACAAAAUCCAGUAUUUUUCCAUCAACUGACGUUUAAGUGGCGUUGCGUCACGUGACGUGCAAGGGGCGGAGGGGACAUGCACGCAUUGCACGUCCUUAUGAACCGUCACAGGGGUAAUUGAUUGUGUUUUUUAGUGAUUAAACGUGUUUACCUUCAAUUCAUACAUCGCUCCCUUUUUGGAGUUGAUUUCGCGGUAGUUAAGUUAAUAGCGACCAUCACAAGGCAAUUGUAUCAGGCUCUGACCCGUGCCAUGCGUAUCAUACCCUGAUUUUGAGCAACCACUCCCCUUCGUGGCUCGUGGAAAAUUACCAGCUUACAAUCAGCACAAGUACAAGCUUCAACAUCCGCCGCACGGACCCGAUGGCCCCGAAUCUUCUUUGGUCCACCCGAGAUAUAUAUUCCACAACAUCCAUAAGUUUACCAGGCUGCCAGUGUUGCAAAGAAACACGGCUGCUUAAAAAACCUUGCGUGGAGAUAAAAGCUAUACGACGCGUUUUGCAAACACGUUUUGAGAAUACACAUCAUAACGGAAGCAAUGUCAUACCAUGCAUUUCUUUUCAACAACAAAAAAUAAACAAGCCACGAUCACAAUAUUAUCACGAAUUACAACUCCAUUCUGUACGCAGUUUGCCUUUUUCUCUAAACAGGCGGAGCGGUAGCAAGGGCGCCCGAAAGAGUUUGGUUUGAUUGACGUGCGCCCGCUCCAAUGAAUCACGAGCAAGGACGUGUUUAGCAACGGGGCGACCAAUAGCCUCCUCCGAUGGGCGUGACGUUAAUCCAAACUUUUCGCGGCGCCAUCGGCUGAAAACUAAACCGAGAUGGAAUCUCCCAGUCUGAACCGGUUUCAACCGGUUAGGAGUUUGUUGCUUGUGAGAAGACACACACGGGCUCACACAGUCAAAUACCGCCCUGGUGCAAAAUUGACUUCAGUACAGGGCACAUUUCUAAAUUAAGGUUAACUUUGUUUCGUAAAAUGAACCGGACUGAAAAAAUACUUAACUCGCCGUGAUUGUUGGUGCGGAAAUCACAUCCUAGUGGUCCUUAUAUCAAGCAACUAGCUCGCAUAGCCUUCAAAGAGGAAUUAGUGUGACUGGCCAGUCAACGGCUCAUCCUAAAUCUUUUUUUAUUUGGCUAGAAAGCGUGUACAAACAGGCACCAACGAUACUGGAUCAAAUAAACUUAAUUUUAACAACUCUGGCAGACAAGCCCACCUUCUUUCCCUCAAAGGCUUGGACUUUAGAGCUUUAUGCCAGCAAUUAUGACAAUGUUAGCCGACCACGCAGCCAGACAGCUGCUGGACUUUAACCAGAAACUGGAUAUCAACCUGCUGGAUAAUGUGGUCAACUGCUUGUACCAUGGAGCGGGGCCACAGCAAAGAAUGGCCCAAGAAGUGCUCACACACUUGAAGGAGCAUCCAGACGCGUGGACACGAGUUGACACCAUUCUGGAGUUCUCUCAGAAUAUGAACACCAAAUACUAUGCUCUGCAGAUUCUGGAAACAGUUAUUAAAACAAGAUGGAAGAUUCUGCCCAGAAACCAAUGUGAAGGCAUCAAAAAGUAUGUUGUGGGGCUCAUUAUCAAGACCUCAUCAGAUGCCGCCAAUGUUGAGAAAGAGAAGGUGUACAUUGGAAAACUCAAUAUGAUAUUAGUACAGAUUUUGAAGCAGGAGUGGCCUAAACACUGGCCCACAUUUAUCAGUGACAUUGUUGGAGCGAGCCGCACCAGUGAAAGCCUGUGCCAGAACAACAUGAUCAUUCUGAAGCUCCUCAGCGAGGAGGUGUUUGACUUCUCUAGUGGUCAGAUGACACAGGUGAAGGCCAAACACCUGAAGGACAGCAUGUGCAACGAGUUCUCGCAGAUAUUCCAGCUGUGCCAGUUUGUGAUGGAAAAUUCCCAGAAUGCCCCACUGGUGCAUGCUACUUUAGAAACACUGCUGAGGUUUCUCAACUGGAUUCCAUUGGGUUAUAUCUUUGAAACUAAACUCAUCAGUACUUUGGUAUACAAGUUCCUAAAUGUGCCAAUGUUCCGCAAUGUGACGCUGAAGUGCUUGACUGAGAUCGCAGGGGUCAGCGUGAGCCAGUACGAAGAGCAGUUCGUUAGUCUUUUCACUUUGACCAUGAUGCAGCUCAAACAGAUGCUUCCCCUGAACACCAAUAUCCGAUUAGCAUACUCAAAUGGGAAAGACGAUGAGCAAAACUUCAUUCAGAACCUCAGCCUGUUCCUCUGCACCUUCCUUAAAGAGCACGGACAGCUUAUAGAAAAGAGACUAAACCUCAGAGAGACUCUCAUGGAGGCACUGCAUUACAUGUUGCUGGUGUCAGAGGUGGAGGAAACUGAGAUCUUUAAGAUCUGUUUAGAGUACUGGAACCACCUGGCUGCCGAGCUCUAUAGAGAAAGCCCCUUCUCAACUUCUACAUCUCCUCUCCUCUCAGGGAGCCAACACUUUGAUGUACCGCCCCGCAGACAACUGUACCUACCUGUGCUGUCCAAGGUGCGUAUGUUGAUGGUGAGUCGCAUGGCCAAGCCAGAAGAAGUUCUGGUUGUUGAGAAUGAUCAGGGAGAGGUGGUUCGGGAAUUCAUGAAGGACACAGACUCCAUAAACCUCUACAAGAAUAUGAGAGAGACACUUGUCUAUCUGACCCAUUUGGACUAUGCCGAUACGGAGCGUAUCAUGACAGAGAAACUUCAUAAUCAGGUGAACGGUACUGAGUGGUCCUGGAAGAACUUAAACACGCUGUGCUGGGCCAUUGGCUCCAUCAGUGGAGCCAUGCAUGAAGAAGAUGAGAAGAGGUUCCUCGUCACAGUCAUAAAGGACCUGCUGGGUCUAUGCGAGCAGAAGAGAGGCAAAGACAACAAGGCUAUUAUCGCCUCAAACAUCAUGUACAUAGUGGGCCAGUACCCACGAUUUCUACGCGCUCACUGGAAAUUCCUGAAGACUGUGGUCAACAAAUUGUUUGAGUUCAUGCACGAAACCCACGAUGGAGUUCAAGACAUGGCAUGUGACACAUUCAUUAAGAUCGCUCAGAAGUGCAGAAGGCAUUUCGUGCAGGUGCAGGUGGGUGAGGUGAUGCCCUUCAUUGAUGAGAUCCUCAACAAUAUCAACACCAUCAUCUGUGACCUGCAGCCCCAGCAGGUGCACACGUUUUAUGAAGCUGUCGGCUACAUGAUUGGAGCGCAAACUGACCAGGCCGUGCAGGAGCACUUGAUCGAGAAAUACAUGCUGUUGCCCAACCAAGUGUGGGAUAGCAUCAUUCAGCAGGCCACCAAGAAUGUGGACAUCCUGAAGGACCCAGAGACUGUAAAGCAGUUGGGAAGCAUUCUGAAGACCAAUGUUAGGGCAUGCAAAGCUGUGGGACACCCCUUUGUUAUUCAGUUAGGCCGAAUCUACCUAGACAUGCUUAAUGUAUACAAGUGCCUCAGUGAGAACAUCUCUGCUGCCAUCCAGACCAAUGGUGAGAUGGUGACCAAGCAGCCUUUGAUCAGGAGCAUGCGAACAGUGAAGAGAGAGACACUGAAGCUGAUUUCAGGCUGGGUCAGCCGCUCCAAUGACCCACAGAUGGUGGGGGAGAAUUUUGUCCCUCCGUUGUUGGAUGCCGUGCUCAUAGAUUACCAACGCAAUGUCCCGGCAGCACGGGAACCGGAAGUUCUCAGUACCAUGGCAACGAUAGUAAACAAACUGGGUGGACACAUUACAGGAGAGAUCCCACAGAUAUUUGAUGCUGUGUUCGAGUGCACAUUAAACAUGAUCAACAAAGACUUUGAGGAAUACCCAGAACACCGGACACAUUUCUUCUACCUGCUGCAGGCCGUGAACUCUCACUGUUUCCCAGCAUUCUUGGCCAUCCCGCCAGCCCAGUUUAAACUUGUGCUUGACUCAAUUAUAUGGGCUUUUAAACACACCAUGAGAAAUGUGGCAGACACUGGUCUGCAGAUUCUCUACACGCUGCUGCAGAACGUGGCCCAGGAAGAUGCAGCGGCACAGAGCUUUUAUCAGACUUACUUCUGUGACAUCCUGCAACACAUCUUUUCCGUUGUUACAGAUACAUCACACACAGCUGGUUUGACCAUGCACGCAUCUAUUCUUGCCUACAUGUUUAACCUUGUUGAGGAAGGAAAAAUCAGUGUGGUUUUGAAUCCCUCAAAUCCAGUCAACAAUCAGGGGUUUAUCCAGGAGUAUGUGGCCAACCUGCUAAAAUCAGCGUUCCCACAUUUACAGGAUGCCCAAGUGAAAGUGUUUGUAACUGGCCUGUUCAGUUUAAACCAAGACAUCCCAGCAUUCAAGGAACACUUGAGGGAUUUCCUUGUGCAGAUCAAGGAAUUUGCUGGUGAGGACACCUCCGACCUGUUCCUGGAGGAAAGGGAAGCCUCACUGCGUCAGUCCCAGGAGGAGAAACACAAACUGCAGAUGUCCGUGCCUGGCAUUCUCAACCCACACGAAAUACCCGAGGAGAUGUGUGACUGAGUUCACAUAGACACACACCCCACACGCUGACUUGUAAACAAACUAAACACACAACUAAAGCGGUGUUGUGGCUGCUCUCCUGUUGGGCAUCUGUGUGUUUUCUUGUACGUGUGUGUGUGUAAGUACUUCAGGAUCUUCCUGUGAGGAGGUGAUUUCGGCACUUGGCUGUCUCUUGACCAAAACAAUGCCAAUAUGUAAAUGAUAUCGUCACCCAGUGGCCCUAAUUGCAUAGAACAUGUUUCAUAGACACUUUUGUGUAUAAUCUUUCCAUUGUUAACAGCUUUUGUUUGGUCACUGUAAUCUGAAUGCUACUGCAUGAAGUGUUACAUCUGUACAAUUAACUCUCUGUGUGCUCUCUCUUUUUUCGGUCGUCCCUCCUUCUCCCUUUUUCUUCUUUCAUACAUAAUGUAUUUCUUCAUGUAUAUUAUAUAUAGAAGAGCAGAGAGCAGUUCGUUGUGUUUGCUUAAUGCUGUACGUGCUUUGGCAGUGGGCAGAUGCGCCUUGUGUCAAUGUUUGUGUCUGAUCGCUGCCAUUGAGCAGCCAAAGAGAAUGUUGAUGAAUGUCAAGGAUCAGUGGGGUCGCAGCCGUGCUCAGUGUCUGAAGAUUUGGGACGCUGUGUGUGUACGGGAUGGGUUGAGUGAGGAGCUGGAAGCAGUUUGGGACUUUAAGCUUGAUGCUUCCUGCGAGGAGCAAGUGAACUGGCGGAACUGUCUGUUACUCUGGUUCGGGUCCAUUUGGACUCCGCGAAGUGACUCUGUUGCUUUUCUACACAGGAGUGUACAGCAGCCCUCUACAUGUUCAUAUCAGCAUAAUUGUACAAUAUCUUUACUACCAUGGGAACACACGGAUGUUUUGUUGUGGAUGUGCGCGCGCGCGUGUGUGUGUUGUCGCUGAGCCGACAUCAGGUUUUUUGUUUUCCUCAAUGAGGACGGUUGCUCCUUUUGUGAGCUUUCAUUAAAAUUGAAGUUUAAAAAAGUGGUUGAAUAUUUAUGUGUUCUUUUAGGCUUACACCUUUAUAACUGCUCCUGUUAACUCACUCAGAGACGGCUUGGGAGUUUCUUGAAUUGUACUAAUUAACAUUGUUUACCGUGCUGUAGUGCUGCAGGACACUACGUAGAGCGAAAUAAAUCUCAGUUUACAUUUGAUUUUGUAUUUUUGCAUUUUUGAUUUAUAUCUUGAGGUCUUGUCCAAAUAAAGUAAAACUGCGUAGAAAACGGUGGAAUUUCUCAUUAGGAAAAGAAUCUACCGAUCCAAACAAUGCAUUUAAUCAUUGGUGAAUUCCCUCUUCAUGUGUUUGUUGUGAAACUUUUUGAACUGAUUAAAGUUGAAAGAAUUUUAUAA